GUCCAAUUGUCCACUUUCGCCGCAUUGUUCAGCAUGUUCCCGGCGAUCAUUCUUCACUCACCAGCGCCAACUCUUCUUCGACGAAAGUCCUACCGCCGGUGUGUAUGGACCCUGGUGGGCAUAUUGGUUGCCCUAUUGUUCGUGCUAUACAAACGGGCCGAAGCUAGGAUCGUUGCUUUGGUAAACGUCGCCGUCUCAAAUUCGGAUGUCCAACUCGACGGACAGAUGGUGUUUGAUCAACUCUGUAUCGAUACAGAGGUAUCAUCGCAAAUCCCAUCAACUGUUCUGGCAUUCUUCAUAGCCACCGUCGCUUACGGGGGAUUUUAUUUCUUAUCCAUUGUCCCUCAUUGCCAGCAGCGCUUAGAUAGGUCCAAAGAUGCUCUGAACAUUAUGCUGGCCCUGUCUGCGACUAUAGUCAUGUGGUUGGCGCUCCUCAACUUCUAUUUACCUUUCGAAACAAGAUGGAUGAAUAUGCUGGUGAGACGGAUCAAACUCAUAAAUGGACGUUUGGCCAGGUAAUUGGAGUUUGUACCUUCGCGCCGAUCGUCGUUGAAUUCCUAUUCGUCCUCGUUGAGAGACCCUGGAAGGCUUUGACGGGUACGAUCUCGAGGAGAUAUGAGGUUAGGUCGGCUGAGUCUGUGCACGAGGAGCAGGGAUUUCGAAGCUUGGAAGCCUCGGAUAAUGUCGCGCUAUGGGGACUGGGACGAAACUACUGAGCAAGUGGAAUGGAUGAAGAGCUGACAGAGGGUUUUCGUCGGCACAGACUAACCCAUUCUAUUUCUCCAUUGUUGUCCUUUCUUCCACUGCAUUGUAGCUCUUGCUUCUGUACGCCUCUAGGCCCUUUUUCAUAUGACAUUUCCGG
Paraphaeosphaeria sporulosa is the source of this 862-nucleotide messenger RNA. RefSeq lists its product as uncharacterized. NCBI's taxonomy places the organism in Eukaryota, Fungi, Ascomycota, Dothideomycetes, Pleosporales, Didymosphaeriaceae. The coding region runs from base 34 to 519 and encodes 161 amino acids. The record is from RefSeq and is a predicted model, not a curated record. The transcript has a single exon.